AGCAGACCUGCGACAGAGAAAGAAGCAAAACUGCACAGAAUCUGACAAAAUGGCUCCAGAGGAGAGAAACAAAGAAAACUCAAAGCUGGGAAGAUCGCCAAAAUAUAUGUUAAUUCAGCGUUUUGCGAAACUUUUCUUUGGCUGUCUUGCGGCAGUCACUAGUGGAAUGAUGUAUGCUGUGUACCUCUCAACAUAUCAUGAACGGAAAUUCUGGUUUUCCAGCAGGCAGGAACUUGAACGAGAAAUUACAUUUCAGGGUGACAGUGCCAUUUAUUACUCAUUCUAUAAAGAACUGCUAAAGGCUCCUUCCUUUGAAAGAGGUGUUUAUGAGUUGACACACAACAAUAAGACAGUAUCACUGAAGACGAUAAAUGCAGUCCAGCAAAUGACUUUGUACCCAGAGUUGAUUGCCAGUGUUUUAUAUCAAGCAUCUGGUAGCGAAGAAGUUAUUGAACCAGUGUAUUUCUACAUUGGUAUAGUUUUUGGACUGCAGGGAAUUUAUGUGACUGCAUUGUUUGUAACCAGUUGGGUUAUGAGUGGGACUUGGCUGGCAGGAAUGCUGACUGUAGCAUGGUUCAUUAUUAACAGGACAGAUACAACAAGAAUUGAUUACUCCAUACCAUCAAGGGAAAAUUGGGCUUUGCCAUAUUUUGCAUGUCAAGUAGCAGCUCUCACAGGCUAUUUAAAAAAAAGCCUAAAUUGUUCUGCUGAGAAGUUUUGUUACCUUUUGGUGUAUGAAGUAUACAAAAUCUACUUGUUUUCUCUCUUCUUGGGGUACCUUUUGCAGUUUGAAAAUUCAGCCUUACUAGUGUCACCAUUACUGAGUCUUGUAGCAGCUUUAAUGCUCUCUAAAUGCCUUCAGAUGAAUACGAAAAAAGGUACAUUUAUAUCAAGAUUACUGAAAAUAAUGCACAUUUAUUUGGUACUUACAAUAACAGUGACACUAAACUUCUUACUAAAGGUGUUUGUUCCUCAUAAAGAAAAUGAGCAUUUGCUGAAGUUCAUUGAAGUAAAACUUGGCUUAAACACAACUAAGAAUUUUACAAUGAAUUGGCUCCUUUGUCAAGAAUCUCUUCAGGCGCCCUCCCAAGACUUUUUUUUGCGACUAACACAGUCAUCACUGUUGCCUUUCUAUAUUUUAGUAUUAAUUAUCUGCCUUUUUUCUGUAACUCAGGUCAUUUUUAGGAGAAUUUGUGGUGAACCACUGAAAGAGACAGUUAAACUUGAGGAUGGUCGAAUUGGAGAGAGGCCAGAAAUAGUUUAUCAUGUAAUUCACACAAUUUUACUUGGUUGUCUAGCGAUGUGUUUGGAAGGAAUGAAAUAUCUAUGGACACCUUAUGUUUGCAUGCUUGCUGCAUUUGGUGUGUGCUCUCCUGAACUUUGGAUGACGCUUUUCAAGUGGCUUCGACUGAAAGCUGUGCACCCAAUACUGCUGGCUCUUAUUCUGAGUAUGGCAGUUCCCACAAUAAUUGGAUUCAGCUUGUGGAAAGAGUUUUUCCCUAGGAUAAUGACAGAGCUUUCAGAACUACAGGAAUUCUAUGAUCCUGAUACAGUAGAACUUAUGACAUGGAUAAAACGACAGGCUCCCGUGGCUGCUGUGUUUGCAGGCAGCCCACAGUUAAUGGGUGUGAUUAAGCUUUGUACCGGAUGGAUGGUGUCGAGCUUGCCUUUAUAUAAUGAUGAUGAUCUCAUAAAAAGAAAUGAAAAUAUUUAUCAGAUCUAUUCAAAGAGGUCAGCAGAGGAUAUUUAUAAGAUACUCACAUCUUACAAAGCCAAUUUUCUGAUUAUUGAAGAUUCAAUCUGCAAUGAAGUGGGACCUGUAAGAGGAUGUAGAGUUAAAGACCUGUUGGAUAUUGCUAAUGGUCAUGUGGUUUGUGAGGAAGGCGACAGCUAUGCCUACUCAAAAUAUGGACGAUUUUGUCAUGAAAUCAAAAUGAACUAUUCUCCAUAUGUGAAUUAUUUUACUCGAGUAUACUGGAAUAGAUCCUACUUUGUAUAUAGAAUCAACACUGUGAUAUCUUUCCAGUCAUGAAAAAGCAUGCAAGCUUCUUUCUGAGGAUUGAUUGUGAAUGAAACACAGUUGGAAAAGCUUCUUUUGAUCAAGGAAGUUAUUUUCGCAGAUACAUGCGUGCACAUGCAGUGUAUUGACAACUUUAUUUUAACAAACUGGAAUCCUUUGAACUACAGAUCAACAGACAGAGAUACCAUUCUUGAAGGAAACAGGAAAAUUUAUCAAUUUUACAGUCUCUACAAAGUGACAGUCUUCCACAUUUUUGCAUUUUUCUUCCUAUUAUAAAUCUUCACGUAAAUGAGAUUUCUAACUUUAGUGUUAGAGAACUGCUGUGGAUAGACUUCAGUAAAUGCAGAAAAAUCAUUUAAAGAGCUCAUUUAAGUCAUACUGCUUUUAUUUUCUAGCAAGAAAGCAAUUGGUAUCCUGAGUCCUUUCAAGUAAGUGUUUGGAGGGGUUUUUUGUUGCUGUUUUAAUUCUUCCCAUCUUCCACUGUAAACAUUUCUGUGUUUAUCAACACACAUUCAUACAUCUUAUGUGUCGCUAUAGUGUUUGUUUAAAUCAAAUAAGGAAGAUCUAAUUUGAACACUUCCAUAGGUGAAGACACUGAUCUCUAUGUGUCUUAGAGACGUGUUGAUGGAAGUGCUUGUACUUAGACCUAGCUGUAGCAGUUGACAAGGUCAGAUCUUCAGUUUGGAAAGAACUUGCCUUCAGGAUUUUUCCAUGCUUAAAUGUGUAUGUGUGUCUGCAGAUGUGUGUCUUAGCUGCCAUCAGAAUGGGCCAGUAUACAAUCAUGUGCUGUACUUGUUUUUAGGCAAGUGUAGCAGGACAACUACGUUUGCUGCUGAGACUUCUGCACUUCUGUUUCAUCCCCUCUGUGUGCAUGCUGGUAUAUGUGUGUGUCUGUGUGGGAAUGGAUCGGUGAUACUCAAUUCAUUCAACUUACUGUGUGAUGGUUACACUGAGAUAGUGCCAUAACUGUAAUUUAAAACACUAUAAUCGCCACCAUUAAUAAAUAGUGGUAGUAGCUAUUUAUAUAUCAGAUAUGCAACUACACUGAGAUCUUUGAAAAUUUGGGAAAGUACUCUGCAAUCUUGCUUCCCUUUAAAGUUUGUCUUUCUUAUAUGACCCCCUUUGCCUCUACAACUAUUUUUCUUAACAAAUUGUCUGUUCAUCCUGUUUGUUGCUGGCUGAUAUACUUUCAAGAAAAUGAAUGAUGCUUUAAUUCCAACUCUGGGCCUAAUCCUGGUAAAUGGAAAUUGUAAAUGGAAAAUCCAAUAAAAGGUAACGGUAACUUUGCUUAUGUAGGUGUAGCUGGACAGAAAGCCAGGACAUAAGCUUUGGAAGAAGAUAUUAUUCACCCGUUCUGAGUUACCUUCAGUUAGGCAUUCAUGUAGCACCUGGCCUAGAGACCAGUCUAUCAGGCAUGUAGGAAUGAUUCUUUGGAACCCAGAUAUCUUUAAUGAAGGAUCUGGCGUAAUAGGAUGAACUUCCAUCUGAAAAAUCUGCAAGCGAAAGCUGCAAAACGAUCCUUACUUCACUUGUCGAUAAAAUGCAAAUUCAGAGAUUUUAACGUUGAAAUUAUUAGGAAUUGCAGCAUGCUGGUGUAUAUGUGAGAUUCUUAUCUGCUCUAUGCAGAUAUAUUUGCUUACUUUACACUAAGAGGCAGUGCUGAGAUUUUUUAAAAACCUAUUAUCACUAUUGGAGUGAUUUAAAAGAAAAAAGCAUUAUUGUUGUAAAAGUCAACAUGUCUGUAAUCUGUUUUUUACUUUCAGUUAUAUUUUUAGGCAUAUGAGUCUUGACAAGAUGUUAAAUUAUGCGUUUAAUUUGAAACCAAUGUUCAGAUAAAUCCAUCUAAUAUACUGGAUGUGAUCACUGAGAGAAACUUUUAUCAGUGUAACUGAGUUACAAGUGAAAAGUGAAAAAAUAUCCUUUCUGGGGAUAGAGUCAUUGUGUUGAGGGCAGUGUGUAGUGCGUCUCUGGUCUAAUGCAGCCCGCAUUUAUUUGCUUAUGCACAAGUGCAUAUGUUUUACUGCACUGGACUGUUUCAGACUUUCCAUUUACCUUAUAGCAACAUGCUAGUGUAUUAACUUGAGCUAUGGCAGGCCUGCUGGAGCCUUCUCUGUAUGUGCUAGUAUGGAUGUAGAUGUAGUAUUUGGAAGUUUAGAGUUUCUUACACAAUUUAAGUUUGUUUGAAACAUUGUCAAGGAAUUACAUCUCUUGUGUGUCAGUCAUUUACCUGCUUGAAGUUAAUCAUUCAUGAAUAUCAUUUCAUAACAGCAAUAAGGCAUUCCAGGUAGCAAACUUCAGGGUUACAGCUGCACUUGGGUGGAUGAAGUCACUUACGGCUUCAUGCCUUAGACUGCCAUGCCAAGAUGCAAUAUUUAACUAUCCUUGACUGCCUGUUGUGUUUUACCGCAGUGCUGUAUGUAUGUGUUACCACAUAGAACGUAGUUUGAAUACUUACAUGUAGAGCACACAUGUUAAGAGAAAUGCAAAUGAGGCCAUUGUACAGCUAACGAAAAAUACUUUGUAGCACGUUGGCCUUUAUACAUGUUUAAACAAACAUGUUGAACUUUAUUUGAACUGUGACAUAGUUGUUGUUAUUAGUUUUGUCAUAGUUUUUAAGAUAUAUUCUUGAUACUUCAAUUGAUUCUGCUUUAGGAGAAUCAUUUAAGAUUUUUACCUUGCUUUUUAUAUUAGAGAAAAUUGUAUUGCAGUACCAUUGGCACAGCAGCCUUAAGUAACAGAAGGAGCCUUUUAUGUGGGAGAAAUAUUGCUGUUGUUCCAGUAAAAAGGCGUAAUUUUUAAACUGAGUGACUGGAGGAAUCAUAUCUUACACAGAAAGUGAUGAGCUUGAAUUUCUUAUCCAACUAUGGGUUAGUAAAAAUAUUAUUGUCUAUUCUAACCUCUACCUUAUGUGAAAAAUAAACAGUAAGUUUCAUGGUAUCCCUCAGAAGAACAGCAAUAGGGCAUAAUUACUUCCGACUUUUACACACAACCCUAGCUUGGUUUUCAGCCAGGUCGCAGGUUUAACUCCAUGAAAGGGCUGGGGGAAUGUUUUGCAAAUUUUGAUCUGUUUUGCUGUAGAUGUUGCAAUUCAGUUGAAACAUGUGCCUUGAAAGCUUUUAUUAAACAAAAACCCCCUCAAUUUGUGUUUCUUUUUGUGAAGAUUUCUGGUUGUUUUAAUUCCUGUCUCUCUGAUUUCUAGAACUUCUGUUGUGUCUUAAUACCCCAGCGUCCAAGGAUGCUCAUGUAGUAAGUGGUGCAGCUAUCUAACAGCUGUUCACUAGGAAGAAAUUGCGUAGCAAUUUGUACUGCUACUUUGCUGGCUUAUUUCUUCCUUCAGAUUUCCAAUUUCUGUUAUGCUUAGUAAAUGCAAAAAAAUUACCUUGAAAGAAUAAAUUGAGUAUAGUAUUUUCAGGCACUUACCUGUUACUGUUAGACUUGUGGAUUAAAGUUAAAUCAAACCACAACUAAACUGACAUGUACAGUUUUGUCUUAACUUAAAAAAACUCUCUCACUUCCUGAAUUACCACAUACUUGAACUCAGUUGAUAGAUUUGCCAGAUGUUUGAGACUAAUUAAGGCAUUUCAGAAUAUAAGCUUCUAUUCAUUUUAUUUUUUAAAAAUACUGUUUUCAUUUCUUCCAGAGUAAAUGGAAAUACAGUUUAGUACAAUACAAUCCUAAAUACAAUUUCCAGUGGUGGGGUAAGGAGAUACACAAAUAUGGAAGAAGGAGGGCCAAAAGAUUUACAGGCAUUGAAAAUUCUUCAAUCUAUUUGCUCUGGUGGAAUUACUGUUUACUGAAAAGUAGAAGGUUAGGGACCAAUUCUUGUUCUUACCACCUUAUUUUCACUUAGACAUCUGCAAAUGUCCAAAUCUUGUGACCCUUCAUCAGCUUUCCCGUGCAGUUUGUGUGAAUAGGAGCUGCAAGAUCAGGUGGUAGGGAUUGUAAACUGUCAUUGAAACACUUCUUAAUGACUGCUGUUAAUGGCAUGUAACCUAUCCUUUAACCAAAAAUCUAACAAGAGAAAGCCUAGGCUGUUAGUGUGAAUGCGUGGGCAUGCUUGUUGUAUUUGCAUUUAGAGAGGUCUGGUUUACUACUGUGUUUUGAAGAUGUAAUGAGUAACUUCUGUUAUUGCUAAUGGUGAUCGAAUCUAUAAAUCUAAAUAUUGAUGGGCAGGUGGACUCUAGAGUACUAUGGUAUUAGAAAUGAAAGAAAAGCUGAGUUUAUUCCAACACAAGCAAUAUUUCAUGCAAACUAAUACCUCAAUAUAAAUCUGUAUAAUCAUGCCUUUAGCACUCUUUUUAAAACUUAAUUUUAGGGGGGGAAAAAAAAGUGAAAAUUCUGAAACAUGCAGUGUCUGUUAUUUUAGUAAUCAUUUCUACUUCAUCAGUACAGCUAAAAGUAAAUAUCACCAUUACGUUGCUGCACUCUUACUACGCCAAAUGCAGAGCUAGUGAUGCCUAAAGGUCUUCUGAAUUGUUUGGUACCUCAACUAGAUGUUUAAAUGUGUAAUUAAUCUGGCAGUGUUUUUGAUUUCAGCACAGUUAAAUGUAUGUAAUUCUGCCUUUCGAGUGAUGUUUAAGGUUACCUAUUUAUUUUAUGGAAAAGAGGUGGAUGUUUAAUGCCUUUCAAAGUUUCAAACUUUGUUACUUCAGUAAUGCAGAACAAUUAUUGGUGGUGCUUUACUUGUUAACAGUGACAUUUAGCAGUAGCGUAUAUAGCAUAUGGACAUAUCUAUGUGCAGCUAUUUAAUAACAAAUCUAAGGAAUCCAAUUCCUUUUAUCCUGUUUGUUGUCUUGGACAGUUUUUUAUCAAAGUAAUGUAUACAUAGUAAAUAUUUUUCUCUUGUGACAAACUUUUUUUCUGUGAAAAAAAAUAAAGUUGUAAUAAAAGCCAAGUCCAGAAAGUGGAGUGUUUGGGACACAAACCGUUUUAUGCUUUCUUUUGAGAAGUCUGAUACUCUUUCACCAAAAACGUGUAGUUCAUAAUGAAUUAACCUCCUUCCUCUGUUGUGAUAAUAAAAUGAUUUUUAUAUUCUAUUGCAUUAUUUGCAUAUGCAAUUAUCAGUCAAGUGAAGACUGUGCAGUAUAGCUCAAAUAUCUGUCUUAUUGGCUGAUGGAGCAGCGUAAACACUCUUGCACCUCUCAAGGAUCAGCAGCCUGCUCAAACCAGAUCCAUGUCAUGCUGACUGUAACUACCUGUUGAGACACACUGGCAUGAGGAUGAGGGGCAAAAUAUGGAAUUCUUGAACUCUGACUUUCUCCCUAAAGAUCUCCCUACAGCAAGCAUGUCACCUGGAAAUAAAUUGCUAUGCAACAUCAAAUGCUUACUGCUUUAUUUUUUUAAUCAACUAAUGUAUCAUCUGCCUUGAAUUUUUACAGAUCAUGAUUACAUAUAUUGGAGCCUUCUAUCAUUUUAUGAUAUUAUUAGUAAGAGUGUAAUCUUUGAAUGCAGACUACUUUGUAAUAAUUUACCAUGUAAUGAUAUGAAAACCUUGAGAUUAUUUUAGUUAAACUCAGAAGAUGCUAGAAAUACUUUAUGAAGUGCUUCUCCAAAAAUCGAUCAUAUAGCACCUAAAAAGUAUAUAUUUAUGUCUUAAAUUUAUAAUGGUUCUGAGUUUGAACAUUCAUCAGACUGUUUCCUUUUAGACCAGUCAGGAAAUGUGCUGAUGUUGAAGUAUUCAGAUUUAUCCAUAAAUUCUUCAAGCACCCAGGCUUUGUGAUUGCUUAGCUGAAAGGGGAAUGGAGCUUCCUGGCACCAUGACAUCUAUAUUGGUGUUUGUGUACUCUUCCAUGUCAUUAUUCAAAACUGAGACCAUGAUUACCAGCUGUGAAAUACAGAAUAUUCCAUUAUAUAGAAUAGAGUAUAUAUUUAUUUGUUUAUAUAAAUAGGUUUAUAUAAAAGUGUGUAUAUGUAUUUUAUGUGUGUAUAUAUCUCUGUAUAAAAUAUAUAUUCUGAUUAUAAUCAAUGUUUGAGAGGUGUUGGGUAAAACUACUGUUGGUUUGGGGGUUUUCCCCCUUCAGCGGUAAUCUGUAAUCUGUUUUUAGGACCUAGUUUCCCAGAUCUCCCAGUUCUUGUGGUGACCCAGACUAGGAUACUUCAGUUCCCAUAUGCGUUUAACAAACGCGAUAGACACCUUUUAAUAGUAAUGGGAUGAAGUGCAUCUCAUUAUUAAUUAAACUGCAUAUAUAAAAUAUACAAACAUAGAGUAAUACUGAACUGUUCAGUAGAUUGUAACACCAGCAGCACAUACAUUUACCUUCAGAAUUUUGAGUAUCUUUUUAAGGCCUUGGAAUUUCUUCUUGUUUCAAAGUUAUAACUCUGGUGUCUGUUGUCAAGCCUUAACUCCUGAUGGUAAUAUAACUGAUGGGUUCUAGGGCAAGACUGACUUUUCUACACUGUCGCAGUAAAUACCAGCAGAUUCUGUAAGAUGAGGGUGAAUAUGAAAUCAUGCCCUAAGCCAUUCUCCCCUCUGAAGGCUGACAAAGGCCAGGCAAAAAUGCAGCCACUUGCCCCUUAGUGUCUUGCGUUACACUGUCUGCAAGAGGCUCAGCACAGAAGCUGUAAUCUCACCGGAGUAAUUGCUGGAAUGAGCACGUGGGGUUUCCUUGGUUCAUCUAACUUCAACCCUGGACGGCAAUACAAAAUCACUGCUGCAGAAGUGAUUGACCUGUUUAUGCAAUUUUAGAAAGCUAUAUUAAAAUUAAAUAUUGUUUUCGUUUAAUUGUGAAAACUUAUUUCUGAAACACACUAACUGUAAUUUGCAUCUAUUUCUGCAUUAUUAACACCUGGGUAAAUG
Molecule: messenger RNA, 8816 nt
Organism: Athene cunicularia (burrowing owl)
Lineage: Eukaryota; Metazoa; Chordata; Aves; Strigiformes; Strigidae
Gene: DPY19L4
Product: dpy-19 like 4
Exons: 18
Coding region: 50-2032 (660 amino acids)
Cellular component (GO): nuclear inner membrane
Molecular function (GO): mannosyltransferase activity
Source: RefSeq, a predicted model, not a curated record